AUGACUUCGACAACCAUACGUACAAAUGGACUGCAUCAUGCAAUCUCCUUAGGGAAUAUCGAAACAUCAGCAAAGUCGAAUUCGUAUCAAGUUGAAAGAUGCUACGAUUCUGAGGAUGAAAAUAUGGGCAGACGAAGGGCACGAACACAAUCUCCAUCGGAUUUGUACCAUAAGACAUCGGUUUAUUCCAAAGGAGAUAUAAGAGAGCAGUAUUGCCUUACGGACAGACAGCUUAAUACCAUUGAAAGGCCAAGGAGGGAAAGGUUUUUUGGUUGUUUUUCAAGCAGAGGUGCUCCGCAGUCAUUUUUGGGAGUUUGUGUUGGAAGGAGGGCGCCCUCUGACGAGAAUAUUGCAGACUAUGCUCCGUUCUAUAAAUAUCCUCGGUCACAGAAACCACCUGAAGAUGACCAUGACAGUUCCUAUUUUCGAAGACAACCUGCUUCCAUACUAAUUACAGCUAAAUGUGGUGCUGCCGAACCUGCCCAAGAUCGGUACUCGUGGAUAGAACCAACAUCAAUCAUUGAUGAUUCCAAUCUACGCCCCAAAGAUCUAGGUGUUUAUCGAUGUCCAGCGCAUGUUGGUCUUCCACCACCUCCUCCCCCACCAACUAAUGCCCCUAGUGGUCCACCAACUCCAAGGUAA
Eupeodes corollae is the source of this 642-nucleotide messenger RNA. RefSeq lists its product as uncharacterized. The record is from RefSeq and is a predicted model, not a curated record. NCBI's taxonomy places the organism in Eukaryota, Metazoa, Arthropoda, Insecta, Diptera, Syrphidae. The coding region runs from base 1 to 642 and encodes 213 amino acids. The transcript has 6 exons.